Bombina bombina (fire-bellied toad) is the source of this 3467-nucleotide messenger RNA. It is a transcript of the gene RNF31, whose product is annotated as ring finger protein 31. NCBI's taxonomy places the organism in Eukaryota, Metazoa, Chordata, Amphibia, Anura, Bombinatoridae. Gene Ontology annotation, cellular component: LUBAC complex. Gene Ontology annotation, biological process: protein linear polyubiquitination. The record is from RefSeq and is a predicted model, not a curated record. Gene Ontology annotation, molecular function: linear polyubiquitin binding; zinc ion binding; ubiquitin protein ligase activity.
UCACUGUUACUUCCUGGUUGAUGGUGCUGCUCGGUAUCUGACUUUUAGACUUGCACGUACAUGAGAUUUACUUCCUGGUGAAAGAGUGAAGACGCUCAACAACAACUGAAAGAGGGGAAGGUAUUAAUGCCAAUAUAAUUGCACCAGGCAUGGAGGAGAAGGAACUAAGGGAUGUUCUGGAGCAAGCUUUGAUUAACCAGCCAGAACAUGUGACUUUGGACCUUCUUGAUCAAAUGCUAGAAGUGCCUUUGAGAGAACGAUACAGAAGACUGGAUGUAAAGGACUUGCUCCGAGGAGGAACACCGGAUCCAUCCUUGAGACCUGUGAUAACUGCACUUAAUAUCUUGGAAAAGUAUGGAAGGAACCUUCUCUCACCACUUCGUCCCAAAUUUUGGAGAAGCGUGAAAUUUAAUAACCCAGUAUUUAAGGCAACAGUGGAUGCUAUAGAGGUGAUGCUGUUUGUUCACUCAGCUGUGGGGCAUUCCAGACAUGGAUCUGAUGGCCUCUCUUUCCCAGAGUCUGUUCAGGAGCCUGAUCUCUCAACUGUUGCAGCCAGUGACCCGCUGAUUGUCAUUAUCCUGCACCGUGAACAAAACUUGCUUAUCUCGAACUCUCACCCAAAGCAGGAAAAGGCAAUGCAAGAACUUCUAGGAGACAACAUGGAGCAGAAGAAGUCUUUGGUUGCUGAUUCUGCAUUGGUUUCUCAGACACCAUCACCAGGAGUAGUCUCGGUUACUUGCAGUCUUUGUGGCGUGUUUACAGUUUCAGUCUUGUGUUCCGCAUGUAAUGACAUAUUCUGUGCAGAGUGUGAUAAGAGAAUGCACUCUCACCCAAAUCGGACUCACCACCAGCGCUCCCCCUACAGCCCAGUAUCUACACACAGGCCUUUGGAGCAGAGUACACUGUCUUCCUUGCCUUCUCGUCCUCCCUGGAAAUGCUACUCAUGUUAUACAUUAAACAGGGGAGAAUCAGUACUGUGUGUUGGAUGUGACCGGCCACGUGGCUGCACCAGUAGUCCAUCUAGCCUUGGUGAUCAAUUACAAAGAGACAGCUGGGAGUGUCAGGCCUGCACUUUUCAAAAUAAUCCUUCUGCGGUUCUGUGUGCUGUUUGUGACCGUCCCAGACUGGCCAGCAAACCAUCACAAGACAGUCACGAGACGGUAAUCUUUCCCGCAAAAGCCCUUCACGAGAUGGCAGCCUUGCCUUCAAGAGACAGCCUUGAGACAACAGAUCUCCCCUUGAGAGACAGCUUUGCAGACAGCUUUGGCCCACUGAUAGACAAUACAGGGAGUCAUGAGGAAGGUUUAAAACCUUUCAAGCAGGAGGGCUGGCAGUGCUCCCACUGCACUUUCUAUAACACAAAUUCAGGACGUGUAUGUGAGAUGUGUAACAAAACGAAUGAGGAGACACAGUCUGUAUUGUACAAGAAGGAGAGCUUGCAGAGACUCUCACUUGAUCAGGAGGAAAUCCGACAGAGAUCACUAAGAGAAGAUGGGGCAAAACUAGUAGCAUUAAUCCGGGAAGGGGAGAGUUCCGGUAUAACCCCAGAAGAGGUUUACAGUGCAGUAAGAUACUCCGGUACAGAGAAGCCUCUGCAGUGGUUACAGACAGAAUUGCCUUAUGUGUUGGAGCGUGUGAUGGAUGCGGCAUCACAAAGGGGUGUCUUGGAGCUUGGGGCUCUAACAUCUGAAGAAGCUCGCAGUGCUUGGGUCUCAAGUGGUGGGGACAUGGAGGAUGCCAUUACUGUGUGUUUAUCGGAGCGAAGAAUCAAGGUGGAGACUUUGUGCAAUCUUGGAUUCAAUGAUAAAGAUAAGGUGGUGUCUGCUCUUUAUGAAAGUUCUGGGGAUGUUGGGAGAGCACUCACUAUAUUACAGAGACCAAUACUGGAGCCGUUUCUAACUCGUAUGUGGGAGGAGACACAACCGCCCUUAAAUUUGGAUUCAGGAGAUAGAUCGGCUAUUUUACGACGGUUACUUGCAGAACAUGCUUUGCAUAGUUGGGGUCGUGCAGAGCUGGCUCUGUCGUUGUUGCAGGAAGCGGAAGGACGUUUUGUCCUGCAGGAUGUUCUGGAAGCUGUCAGAGAGUCUCAUGAUCGUGACUUUAUCAAAAGGAUGUUAAUACAGGAGUGUGCUGUAUGUGGAUGGGAGCUACCACGCAACAAGAUGCGCUCUCUUACCUCUUGUGAGUGCUGUAUCUGCCCUGACUGUUUCCGGACACAUUUCACGGUGGCUCUGAAAGAGAAGCACAUACGGGAUAUGGUGUGUCCAGCAUGUGAGGAGCCUGAGAUUAGUGAUGAAGGUGAACUUCUGCACUACUUCUCUACACUGGAUAUCCUGUUACGUGACACUCUAGACGUGGAUGCAUAUAAUUUGUUCCAUAAGAAGCUAACAGAGAGAACACUCAUGAAGGAUCCAAAGUUCUUGUGGUGCACUCAUUGCUCCUUUGGAUUUAUUUAUGAAAGAGACCAACUGGAUGUGAAAUGUCCCCAGUGUGAGUGCAGCUUCUGCAGAAAUUGCAAACGUCCAUGGGAAGAGCAGCAUCGCUCUCUGAAUUGUGAAGAUUUUCAGAACUGGAAACGGGAGAAUGAUGCAGAAUAUCAAGCACAAGGGCUGGCUGUCUAUCUGCAGGAAAAUGGCAUCACCUGCCCCCAUUGUAAAUUCUCUUACGCUCUUGCCCGAGGGGGCUGUAUGCACUUUAUUUGCUCCCAGUGUCGUCACCAGUUCUGCAGUGGCUGUUACAACACCUUUCAUCCCAAAAAUAAGUGUAUGGUUCCAUCUUGCACAGUGAAAUUGUCUCUUCAUUCUCACCAUCCAAGAGACUGUCUCUUCUACCUUCGAGAUUGGGAGGUAUUCCGUCUGCAGAAACUUCUACAGUUAUCCCAGGUGCCAUUUAACACUGAUCCUCCUGCUGGAACACAGGUUGGUCCUGGAGGUGGAUGCCGUGUAAUGGAGCAGAAAGAGACACUUGAGGGUUUAAUGGAUGAAGCCUGUGGGAAAGUGACUACACAAGGCUAUGCUGGGUUGUGUGAAUCUCAUUAUAAAGAGUACCUUGUGAGCCGUAUAAACGCACUCUCCCUGGAUCCCUGUGUUCUUUAUGAUCUUAAUGAGGCGAUAACUGUAUGUCAGCGCUACCUGCCAUCACCUUUACCCAGGGAUCCCAAUGAGAAUGAUGGAAGCUACAGGGAGCGUCUCCUGAGGAUGCUGAUUGCUGAGGUUCCUUUGACUGUGAAUCUCCCACGGAAGCCCUGAGAGUUGGUUUAGUGUAAUCAAUUGGUACUGGGGAUAGUUCACAAUGUGUUCGAAAAAACAUUAUCUUGUAUCAUAGCUCAAUGAGGAUAUGGAUUAUCGACUUGUAUAGAAACCACGUUAUAAUGAUUGUUAUUUGUGUUGCUAAAAUAUUGGCUGCUUGAGUGACAUACAAAGCGUAGUGUUAAAAACAAAGAAAUAAAAAAUAAAUAAAAAUUAAAA